Penicillium olsonii is the source of this 336-nucleotide messenger RNA. The record is from the annotation of a GenBank genome assembly. Lineage: Eukaryota; Fungi; Ascomycota; Eurotiomycetes; Eurotiales; Aspergillaceae.
AUGAUCGACGCUGAUCCCGUUAGCUUCACAACCGAAUAUGUGGUCGAGGGUGACAUGUUCGUUCACAACGAUAUUGCCAUCUUCCUGCAUCGGGUGCUGAACUACCCGGAUGAAUCCGGUCAACCACGAGAAACGCUGCCUGCAUUGAAGGACAUGGCCCUACUGGAGAAAAGUGGGAGCUAUGUGUUACAGGCUUUCAUUACCGUCCAGGAUGGCAGUAACCAGGAGACGAUGAAGACGGCCUCGCAGCAUCUCUUCGGACUGCGGGAACAGUUGAAGUCGGCCGUUCGCUUGGAGCAGGCUGAUCGAUUGUCACUUGACACUCGGGCAAAGUAG